AUGGAACCUUCUCCUCUGCCUCCUGCUUCUUCUUCUUCUCUGAAACCGUACGUGUGUGACACGUGCGGGUACCGAUGCUUCCAGAGUCACGGGUUGAAGGAGCACGUGCGCACGCACACGGGAGAGAAACCGUACGCGUGCGAUAUAUGCGGUUUCACCUGCACCACAGGCAACCUCAAGACGCACUUUCUCACGCACACGGGCCAGAAACCGUAUGAGUGUGACGUGUGCGAGUACAGGACGAGUUCUCAGCUGACGAAUCUCCAGAGCCACGCGCGCACGCACACGGGAGAGAAACCGUACGCGUGCGACAUAUGCGGCUCCGCCUACACCUGCUCCAGCAGCCUCAAGAAGCACUUUCUCACGCACACGGGCGAGAAACCGUAUGAGUGUGACGUGUGCGAGUACAGGACGUGCAACCGUGACAGCCUGAAGAGGCACGCGCGCACGCACACGGGAGAGAAACCGUAUGCGUGCGAUGUAUGUGAGUACAGGAGUUCGCAGCCGGCGAGUCUCCAGAGCCACGCGCGCACGCACACGGGAGAGAAACCUUACGCGUGCCACAUAUGCGGCUCCGCCUACACCUGCUCCAGCAACCUCAAGAAGCACUUUCUCACGCACACGGGCCAGAAACCGUACGCGUGUGACGUGUGCGAGUACAGGACGUGCUCCCGUGACAGCCUGAAGAGGCACGCGCGCACGCACACGGGAGAGAAACCGUACGCGUGCGAUAUAUGCGGGUACACCUGCACCACCUCCGGCAGCCUCAAGAAGCACUUUCUCACGCACACGGGCCAGAAACCGUACGCGUGUGACGUGUGCGAGUACAGGACGUGCUCCCGUGACAACCUGAAGAGCCACGCGCGCACGCACACGGGAGAGAAACCGUACGCGUGCGAUGUAUGCGAGUACAGGAGUUCUCAGCUGACGAAUCUCCAGAACCACGUUCCCUAUUCCCAGUAG
Molecule: messenger RNA, 963 nt
Organism: Priapulus caudatus
Lineage: Eukaryota; Metazoa; Priapulida; Priapulimorpha; Priapulimorphida; Priapulidae
Product: zinc finger protein 782-like
Exons: 3
Coding region: 1-963 (320 amino acids)
Biological process (GO): regulation of transcription by RNA polymerase II; central nervous system development
Cellular component (GO): nucleus
Molecular function (GO): DNA-binding transcription factor activity, RNA polymerase II-specific; RNA polymerase II cis-regulatory region sequence-specific DNA binding
Source: RefSeq, a predicted model, not a curated record